UCGGCACAAAUUACUUUGAUAUAAUACUAAUACACUAAGAUAUCAAGAAAAUAGUAAAUGAAAGCAGGCGAAAAUGAGUGGAAGAGGCAUGGAUGAGGAGGAGAGGAUUCUGGAUGAUGAAUCGGUGGAGAAGAUGUUGGAGAGCAAGGAGGUGCCAAGGUGGCAGAAGCAGCUGAGCGUGAGGGCCUUUGUGGUGAGCUUUGUGCUGAGUAUAUUGUUCAGCUUCAUCGUCACAAAGCUCAAUCUCACGACUGGGAUCGUCCCUUCGCUCAAUGUCUCUGCUGGUCUGCUCGGAUUCUUCUUCGUCAAGACGUGGACAAAGUUUCUAGAAAAAUCUGGAUUUCUCAUGCACCCAUUUACUAGGCAGGAGAAUACUGUCAUUCAGACAUGUGUCGUCGCCAGCGCCGGCGUCGCCUUCAGCGGAGGCUUUGGAAGUUACCUUUUUGGCAUGAGCGAAGUUGUGGCAAAACAAUCUACUACAGCUCAUAACCCUCAGAAUAUCAAGAAUCCUGCUAUCUCAUGGAUGAUCGGAUUCCUCUUCCUCACUAGCUUCGUGGGGCUCUUCUCUGUUCUGCCCCUCCGGAAGAUAAUGAUCAUCGAUUUUAAACUGACUUAUCCAAGUGGCACUGCAACUGCUCAUUUGAUCAAUAGCUUUCACACUUCUCAAGGAGCCAAGAAAGCCAAGAAACAAGUUAGAUUCUUGGGAAAGUUCUUCUCUUUCAGCUUCUUGUGGGGUUUCUUCCAAUGGUUUUUCACUGCAACCGAUACUUGCGGAUUCGGGAAUUUCCCUACAUUUGGCCUUAAAGCCUAUCAGAACAAGUUCUACUUUGAUUUCUCUGCAACAUAUGUUGGCGUUGGCAUGAUAUGUCCCUAUAUCAUAAGUGUGUCGUUGCUACUCGGUGCAGUCCUGUCAUGGGGCAUAAUGUGGCCAUUGAUAGAGCAGAGGAAGGGAGACUGGUACUCUGCUCAACUCCCAUCCAGCAGCCUUAAUGGCUUGCAAGGUUACAGGAUCUUCAUUGCUAUAGCUAUGAUUCUUGGUGAUGGUCUCUACAACUUCGUUAAGGUCCUUGGCCGCACCCUAUUCGGGUUGUAUCACCAACUCCGCGACAAAAACAUUGGCCCUAUCCUUGAAGGUGGUGGCAUCAGGAAGAACUCUCCUCUAGCUCUAACAUCUGCUAAUUUAUCUUAUGAUGAUCAGCGAAGAACUCAACUUUUUCUCAAGGACCAAAUCCCUACUUGGGUUGCCAUUGCUGGCUACAUCACCAUUGCAGCAAUCUCUUCUGCCACAAUUCCUCUCAUCUUCCACCAACUAAAAUGGUACUACAUUGUGGUAAUAUACAUCUUUGCACCUGCACUAGCCUUCUGCAACGCCUAUGGAUGCGGGCUUACUAAUUGGUCCAUGGCGUCUACUUAUGGAAAAUUGGCAAUAUUUGUGAUCGGUGCAUGGGCAGGAGCCGCCCACGGUGGUGUUCUUGCAGGGUUGGCCGCGUGUGGGGUGAUGAUGAAUAUUGUGUCGACUGCCUCUGACCUCACGCAGGACUUCAAAACCGGGUACCUGACCCUUGCAUCUCCACGGUCCAUGUUCGUGAGCCAGAUCAUUGGUACUGCUAUGGGUUGUGUUAUCUCACCCUGCGUGUUUUGGCUCUUCUACAAGGCAUUUCAUGAUCUGGGACUCCAUACUUCGCCAUACCCCGCUCCUUAUGCUCUAAUGUAUCGAAACAUAGCAGUCUUGGGUGUUGAAGGAGUUUCAUCUUUGCCAAAACACUGUCUUACUCUGUGUUAUGUGUUUUUUAUAGUGGCCUUGGCUGCUAAUGGAGUUAGAGAUGCCGUGGGACCAAAAUGGGGGAGGUUCAUUCCUAUUCCUAUGGCUAUGGCACUUCCUUUCUACCUUGGAGGCUACUUUGGCAUUGACAUGUGUGUUGGGAGCUUGAUUCUGUUCAUUUGGGAGACGAUUGACAAGGCGAAGGCUGAUGCAUUCGCACCUGCAGUAGCUUCUGGAUUGAUCUGCGGAGACGGGUUAUGGACCUUGCCUAGCUCGCUUCUAGGUUUGGCCGGUGUAAAACCACCUAUUUGCAUGAAGUUUCUGUCCAGAAAAGAUAAUGCUAGAGUUGAUCAUUUCUUAGCUUCUUAAGCAUCCAUACAUUUCAAUAAUUAAGCUAAAAACUUUGUAUUGUUAGACUACAUAUGUGUGGAAUGUUGUGGUACAUGAGCUCAUGCCUCAAUCAAUUCUCUGAUUGGUUUCA
Salvia miltiorrhiza (redroot sage) is the source of this 2243-nucleotide messenger RNA. Its product is annotated as probable metal-nicotianamine transporter YSL7. The transcript has 6 exons. The coding region runs from base 74 to 2131 and encodes 685 amino acids. Gene Ontology annotation, cellular component: membrane. Gene Ontology annotation, molecular function: oligopeptide transmembrane transporter activity. The record is from RefSeq and is a predicted model, not a curated record. NCBI's taxonomy places the organism in Eukaryota, Viridiplantae, Streptophyta, Magnoliopsida, Lamiales, Lamiaceae.